UUACCCCUGCGCCUGGCUUCGGAGCGGCCCGCCGUGCGCUCUUGGGCGUCUGGCCCGGUGCGCCCUGGGCGCGCGCCUUCCUCGCCUCUUCGCCAGCCCCGCCGCCUCCGCCGCCUCCUCCUCCCUCCUCCCCUAACGCCCGCUGUUGUGAUGCGUAUUCCCGUAGACCCCAGCACCAGCAGGCGCUUCACACCUCCCUCCACGGCCUUCCCCUGCGGUAAGAUGGGAGAGAACAGCGGCGCCCUCAGCGCGCCGGCCCCAGGACCUCGAAGCCGGCCCGAGGCGCGCUCGGUGGUGGACGUCCUGGCCGAUCACCCGGGAGAGCUCGUGAGGACCGACAGCCCCAACUUCUUGUGCUCGGUGCUGCCUUCCCACUGGAGAUGCAACAAGACCCUCCCCGUGGCCUUCAAGGUGGUAGCCCUUGGAGACGUGCCUGAUGGGACAGUGGUGACGGUCAUGGCUGGUAACGAUGAGAAUUACUCGGCUGAGCUCCGGAACGCUUCGGCUGUGAUGAAGAAUCAGGUGGCCAGGUUCAAUGACCUUCGCUUUGUCGGACGGAGUGGCCGAGGAAAAAGCUUUACGUUGACCAUCACAGUCUUCACCAACCCUACUCAGGUCGCUACAUACCACCGGGCCAUUAAAGUGACCGUCGAUGGACCUCGGGAGCCAAGAAGGCACAGGCAGAAGCUGGAAGAGCAAACGAAAUUCCAAGAUCGUUAUGGGGACCUGGAAAGACUUCGGCACUCAAUGAGAGUCGCUCCUUCGACUGCCAAUUCUCGGGGGUCUCUGGGCGCCCCAGGGCACUUUGGAACGCAAGCUCAGAGCCAGAUCCAAGGUACCUCUGAACUGAGCCCGUUCUCCGACCCACGGCAGUUUGAUCGGUCCUUCUCUGCUAUACCAGGCCUCACCGAGACCAGGUUUCCAGACCCAAGAAUGCAUUACCCUGGUGCCAUGUCUGCAGCCUUCCCUUACACGGCAACUCCCUCCGCCACGGGCAUCGGUGGCCUCAGUAUGACCAGCAUGCCAACCGCCACUCGGUUCCACCACACCUAUCUUCCCCCACCGUACCCCAGCUCCACUCAAAACCAGAGUGGACCCUUCCAGACCAAUCCCUCCCCCUACCAUUUGUACUAUGGUGCAUCCUCUGGGUCGUACCAGUUCUCCAUGGUCGCAGGAGGAGAGCGCUCACCAACCCGGAUGCUACCUUCUUGCCCAAGCGCCACGGUAGGAAACAACUUGAUUAACCCCAGCCUCACCAGCCAGGCCGAUGGCGUGGAAGCAGACGGUAGCCAUAGUAACUCACCGACAACCAUGACGACAACCGGGAGGAUGGAUGAAGCUGUCUGGAGGCCAUACUGAGAAAGGACUAGAAGGCUAGCCGUGUUCUACGCAAAUUGGUGGUUAAGAGGAGAAAAGAACCAGAGCAAGCUGCAACUGGUGGUCCUCCCCACUCCUUCCCCAGUUGGCAUCCCAAAGUGAGAUUGUUCGUGUGCAAAACAUAGGUAAUAAUAAAUAAAACAAGCACAGGAAGGUUAGUGAUAGCACGAAUUUGGAUACAUUUCAGAACAAAUCUUCAUAGCUCCUUAAGGUUCCUCUCAACAAAUGGCCUAUUGCAGCCUUUCCCCACCCUGGGGCAUCCAGAUGGAUUGGGCCUACCUGGAGUGGUUACCUG
Molecule: messenger RNA, 1672 nt
Organism: Candoia aspera
Lineage: Eukaryota; Metazoa; Chordata; Lepidosauria; Squamata; Candoiidae
Gene: RUNX3
Product: RUNX family transcription factor 3
Exons: 5
Coding region: 151-1359 (402 amino acids)
Biological process (GO): ossification; regulation of transcription by RNA polymerase II; chondrocyte differentiation
Cellular component (GO): nucleus
Molecular function (GO): ATP binding; DNA-binding transcription factor activity, RNA polymerase II-specific; RNA polymerase II cis-regulatory region sequence-specific DNA binding
Source: RefSeq, a predicted model, not a curated record